Osmerus eperlanus (European smelt) is the source of this 3526-nucleotide messenger RNA. It is a transcript of the gene fbxl2, whose product is annotated as F-box and leucine-rich repeat protein 2. The record is from RefSeq and is a predicted model, not a curated record. The transcript has 13 exons. The coding region runs from base 525 to 1913 and encodes 462 amino acids. NCBI's taxonomy places the organism in Eukaryota, Metazoa, Chordata, Actinopteri, Osmeriformes, Osmeridae. Gene Ontology annotation, cellular component: cytoplasm. Gene Ontology annotation, molecular function: protein binding.
CGGCCACGCGUGCUUUACCCGCAGAAAUGACGUCACUACAUCCCUCCCCUUCCCCUAUCUACCGGAGUCAACUGUUAAACGAAUGCAGGAAGAAGACGAAGCAAAAUAUUCUUAAGGAAUAAGUGUAAUAUUGCUUAAUCGGACAACACUGUUGACAUUGUCUCGUGUUUUUGUUGAGUCGGUUUGGAAGGUUAGUGCCGUUGGACUUGCGCUGGAACAGAGGAGAGGCGGAAGUGAAGUCACUUGACAGACCGUCCAUGUUAUUAUUGUUAUUUUGGUAGCUCUGGGAUGAGACGGACUGGAGAGCCGUCGGGCUCCGCGACAACCACUCCUCCAGGCCGACCCGGAAUAUCCUCCCUUCUGACCCGAAGACAGGAGCGUCGCUGCCGGCAGGGGAGAGCGCCCAGCUCAGCCUCUGCUCCCACCGCCCAGGCGUUAAAAACAAUACGGCAUUCGUCAAACACAGCGCCCGUCCUAGACUUGUGUGUGUGCGGUAACACACUCAGCUACGUGCCGCAGCAGACAUGAACGGCAUCACCAAGGGCAGGUUCGAGGUAUUCUCAAACAGUGAUGAAGCCCCCAUUAACAAGAAGCUUCCUAAAGAGCUUCUCCUAAGAAUAUUCUCCUACCUAGAUGUGGUCACGCUGUGCAGGUGUGCCCAGGUGUCAAAGGCAUGGAAUGUCCUAGCCCUAGAUGGCAGUAACUGGCAAAAGAUUGACCUGUUUAACUUCCAGACAGACAUAGAGGGGAGGGUGGUCGAGCACAUCUCCAAGCGAUGCGGGGGUUUCCUCAGACAGCUGAGCUUGAGGGGGUGUCUGAGUGUGGGAGACGCCUCCAUGAAGACGUUUUCUCAGAACUGCAGGAACAUCGAGGUGUUGAAUCUGAACGGCUGCACCAAGAUCACAGACAGCACCUGCCUCAGCCUCAGCAAGUUCUGCUGCAAACUCAGACAACUGGACCUCACCUCCUGUGUCUCCGUUAGCAACCACUCCCUUAAGGCCCUCAGUGACGGCUGCAGGAUGCUAGAGACGCUGAACCUGUCGUGGUGUGACCAGAUCACGCGUGACGGCAUCGAGGCCCUGUCCAGAGGAUGCACGGGCCUACGAGCACUGUUCCUCCGAGGCUGCACACAGCUGGAGGAUGGAGCUCUUAAACACCUGCAGAAACAUUGCCCUGAACUCACCACUAUCAACAUGCAGUCCUGCACACAGAUAACAGACGACGGCUUGGUGAGCCUGUGUCGGGGCUGUCACAAGCUGCAGAUCAUGUGUGUGUCAGGCUGCAGCAACAUCACUGACGCCUCCCUCACAGCCAUGGGGCUCAACUGCCCCAGACUCAAGAUCCUAGAAGCUGCACGGUGUUCCCAUGUGACAGAUGCUGGGUUUACUGUACUGGCCAGGAAUUGUCACGAGCUUGAAAAAAUGGACUUAGAAGAAUGUAUUUUGGUGACUGAUAACACCCUGGUCCAGCUUUCUAUCCACUGCCCCCGCCUGCAAGCACUGGUACUACAAACUUGUGUGUGUGUGUGUGUGUGUUUCAGUGUCUUGUCUAUCACAAAAAAAUAUAUUGCCGAUUCCUCUCUUCCUCCCCAGUCCCUGUCCCAUUGUGAGCUGAUCACCGAUGAUGGCAUCCGAGCGUUGAGCAGCAGCGCGUGUGGGCAGGAGCGCCUCACGGUGGUGGAGCUGGAUAACUGCCCCCUGAUCACCGACGUCACACUAGAGCACCUGAAGAGCUGCCACCGUCUGGAACGCAUCGAGCUGUACGACUGCCAACAGGUCACCCGGGCUGGCAUCAAACGCAUACGGGCCCACCUCCCCGAGAUCAAGGUCCACGCCUACUUUGCUCCGGUGACGCCCCCUCCCUCCGUGCACGGAGGGGGCCAGCGUCUGUGUCGCUGCUGCAUCAUCCUCUGACAGUGGAGGGCCCGGGGGGGGCACCUCUGUCUGCAGGUUCUGCUGCUGUGAGCCCGCCUAGGGGGGAGGGGGGGGGGCCCUGGACUCAUCAUUACUACCGACCCACUGGUCAAUACACAAGACUGAUCGCCACUGAUCGUUGAUCCAUAAGACCCCUAUCAGCACUGCAGAGGUCUCGCCUGCCUCGCUCUCUCACUCUCCUGUUCCCUCUCUCUCUCUCAAAACAAUACUAGUGUAUACCCCGUAUUCUCCAUCAUCAACUGCCCCCUCCUCCCCCCGUCUAAACGUCCCAGUGCUAAUCUUGGUGUAGGGGGAUCUGGAGAGUGGGUAAAGGGGGGCAAGGAUCUUCCUUUCACUGGAUGUAAGGGAAGCAGAGAGGAGGGCCUCUGAUCAGUGGAACUAUGUUGUCUUUAGACGAUGAGAUGAUGGACAACACUUGAGUGGAGCGUCAUCGGAACCAAUCACACACCACCUCAAUGUGACCAUCUUGUGAGUCAUUCUGCUUCGAUCAAUGGACGUGCAACUUUGGGAUAAGGUUACGGUGUUUUGGUUUGGGGAAAUACAGUGCUUGUGAAGUACAGCAGGGAGGUUGCUUGGAUAGGGCUCCAAGAAACAAGUCCACUGCAGCCUCUAAUUCGGGAGUGGGAUGGGGUAGCAGACAGGAACCACAAAAGAAGACACUUUACUUUUUUUUUGUGCUUCAGUUUGAGAUUUUAAUUCUGUUUGUACAGAAAAUGUUUUGCAAAGCACUUUUUCAGUGCUUAUUGUAAUUGUCCAUGCUUGUCUAUCCAGAGAGGAAGAGAUAUAUGUAUCUUUCCUGUUUGAGAUAAUAAAAAAUAUAUAUUGAUGUUUGACAUAAAUUGACCCUGUCAGUAAGGACCUUGGCUUUUAAUGACAUCAGGUUGGAUUUGUGUGCUACAUCACUGGAUUGUGUGUGCUACAUCACUGGAUUGUGUGUACUCAGGGCCUCCUGUGCACUAUGGCUGUGUUGACACACAGGCCUUGUUCCAAAUCUAUUACUAUACCUAAAUACUGAGCCACUCAUAUCUACUUGCUGGAAUGAGGUCAAUUCUGAACCUUGAACUCUGAACCCCCAUACCAAACGCAUUUAUUUAGAACUUAUAAGAUUGGAUAUAUAUAUUUAAAUGAUAGCCAUAUAUGAAAAAUCUGCCCAAGUGCAAAGAGAAACUGUUAUUUUGGGGAUUCAGGGGAACAAGAAUUAGACAGGAUUUCUACUCUUCCUUGAAAAGUUGAGUCAAGCACCUGAGGGGAGUGUUUUAGCCAUACAGUGCAGUGUGUCUUAUAUACCAUGUUGCUGCCACCUAUCCAGUGGUUUCAGGUGUUCAGGAGAAACUGGCUUGUACAGGGCUAAUGCUGGGUUAGAGACGGACAGUGUUGAGUCUAGCAAGUAGAGGUAUCGUUUAUGUGACGCGUUGACUGGACCGACUGUAUGGUAACGAGACUAAUGCCCUCUCUUGACAGCUGUUUAACAGGAGUUUUAUGUUGAAGAAAUCCAUACAAAAUAAAUGAAUAAAAGUAACAUAGUAAAUGUGGUCCGACUGUGUCUCUAAUGUGUUGAAAUUAAAAAUAUUGAAUACUGCCUCCUGAAAUAA